UUGUUCUGCAACAUUCAGCCGCUGUAGUACAGAGAGAAAACAACCACAACGAAACAGGCAAUAGAACACCCACAACGAUUUCUCUCCCUCUCUGCUUCUGCUGCAAGCAUAUAAAUGUCUGCUCUGAUGCGGUCUCUCCGCAGCUCAGUUGGAAGCAAAAGCAGUAAUGACAGGAGAAAUCUAGACCUUCCAAAUUCCUAUGAUCAAGAAGAAUCAAUCACAGCGCUCCGAUCGUCCUGGAUUCGACGGUUGCGCUUGAAACUCCCACCUCUACAGGCCCAACCACCCUCCGCCGCCCAAGACGGCGGCACUUCUCCGACUCCGGCAGUCGCUGCUGCCGUAGUGCCCUCCUCCGACUGCACCACUGGGUCUGGCGGCGGCGACAGCAACCCUCCGAUCUUUGAGGGCCACCGCAACACCAUCUCCACCGUCGAGUCACACACCCCUGCCUCGAUCUCGAAUCUCCGAUCCGCUUUCUUCUUCCGCCGCCUCCUCGAUUUCCACAGCGAAAGAUCAGGCCUUGAAGAAGAAAAUCCAAGCUUCUCGUUCUCCUCGACCGGCUUCGGCCCGUUUCAGGUCAGGACCAGAAGGAGUCUCGUCCAAGCAGCUUCGGCCGCGGGGCCUUCUUCCCCUCCGUCGUGGGCCAGACUCACUCCGGCCAGUUCCGAUCGUUUAAGCCAUCGAUUUUUAGAUUGUAAGGAAGCUGCAGGUUCCAUUUCUCAAUCUUCUGACCACCUGCAGCUGCAAGACGUAGAGCCAGAUUUCAAUGGAAUAGGGAAUUUUGGUUUCAAUGGCCAAGAUUCUCUGGCGGACCUUGAUAAGUUCAAUUAUGCGAAUUAUGGCAUCCGCAUUCCUUUCUCGCGGAACAAGGAGGAAGAAGAAGGGGUGGAUGAGCGAUUCGGCCGGAGUAAUUGCUUUCCCAGAGAGCAGAAUUUCGUUGAUGAUGGCUGCCGAUCGAGCUCGUUCCAGCAGAGGAGGGUGGCGGCCGAUGAUCAUCAUCGCAGCAGCUCCCGCCUCUCACCGUUCUUUCAGUUCCAGCCCUCGCCGGUCCCAAUACAAGACAUGACGAAAAAGCGUGAGUACUUGAGAGAAAGCAGGAUGAAUCCUUUCCUCCAAUCAGCCCGGGACGGAUGGCUCUUUGGUGGACCACUGGGAGAUGCCAACAAGAAGUUCAUAGACUCCGACCCCACUUCUUCCCGCAAUCUGAACCGUCCAAGACCCCUGGGUGAUGACAAGGCAUACAAAUUGCCACUCGUCGCACAUGACUUGAUAUAUGAUGCACCAGAUCAAAGGAUGUAUGAACAGCGCCACUCUGCGGAUCCAUUGCAUUGCUCUUCUUCAAUUCAUGGAAUCAAAUACAUUUCAAGAAGCAGAGGCAGCACUGCAUACCACGACAGCGGUAUUGAUGAUUCUGCUGCUUGCAGAACCAUUUUGCAGGACCCUCCUCUCAUGCAUCACAACAUUGUACGACGGCAAGCCAAGAGACAAGUUCCUGCUUGUCCACAUGAGCCAGAAGAACCCUAUUCAUUCUGGAACAUGGAGAGGAUUAAAAGACCUAAUGAUGUAUCGUCUAGCCUCCUGGAGUUUCCUUUGAGUAGAAGCAGUAGUCGGAAAAGGUACACUGACAUUGAUGAGUUUGUCUCUACGAAGUUUAGGAAGCUGGGUGCCGCAGAUUAGUAGCUGGGUAAGGACAUGUCUACAUAUCUGCGGCUUAUGAAAUGUAUGCUUAGAUACACCGUCAAAUUGUAAAAUCAUUCCUUGGCAUUCAGCUCGAUGGUUUGCUAUCCAAACUGCAAUUGGAGGGUCACUUAUCAUGAAUAUGGAAUUUUUAUCGCGUCAUCUUAACUAAAAUUGGAUGUUCGCAAUUCAA
Molecule: messenger RNA, 1870 nt
Organism: Magnolia sinica
Lineage: Eukaryota; Viridiplantae; Streptophyta; Magnoliopsida; Magnoliales; Magnoliaceae
Exons: 2
Coding region: 115-1677 (520 amino acids)
Source: RefSeq, a predicted model, not a curated record